AUGGACUGCGCAAGAAACGUGACGCUAGUCUAUAGCUAUACCUUGGGAAACGAGUACCCGCCGCCAAUGAUAGAGUACGAGCCGGUACGUUGGGUAGCGUAUUUGAUGUCAGCACUAUUCCCGCUUCUGGCCGUGCGAGUGCUCAUGGUCGCUCGGAGUGCACAGAUACUGUGGUUCAGUGCGGCGGGCUUCGGUUGUGUGCUGGUUUUCAUAGCGCUUGUGUUGCGCGGUGCAAUGGGAAGAUGCAUUCCGGUGUACGAGACACAGACGGUGUUACAUCUUUGUGCGGGAUUUGUGCUUGUCGGCGUGAUGCUCGGAUUCGCGGCCAAAUGGUGAGUUUCAAAAGGCAGCCGCCGCCACUUCCCCAAAAAAUUGCACUUGUGGUGUCUUGCAAGGAAAGCGUGUGCAAUGGAA
Messenger RNA from Kickxella alabastrina, 414 nucleotides. RefSeq lists its product as uncharacterized. The transcript is spliced from 3 exons. NCBI's taxonomy places the organism in Eukaryota, Fungi, Kickxellomycota, Kickxellomycetes, Kickxellales, Kickxellaceae. Bases 1 to 336 code for a protein of 111 amino acids. The record is from RefSeq and is a predicted model, not a curated record.